Molecule: messenger RNA, 2140 nt
Organism: Osmerus eperlanus (European smelt)
Lineage: Eukaryota; Metazoa; Chordata; Actinopteri; Osmeriformes; Osmeridae
Gene: itk
Product: IL2 inducible T cell kinase
Exons: 17
Coding region: 79-1941 (620 amino acids)
Biological process (GO): protein phosphorylation; intracellular signal transduction; NK T cell differentiation
Cellular component (GO): plasma membrane
Molecular function (GO): non-membrane spanning protein tyrosine kinase activity; protein binding; ATP binding
Source: RefSeq, a predicted model, not a curated record
UCACUGUUUUUCACACGUUUUUAGUCUGACACAAGCACAGGCUGCUGGCAGCUCUAGGGCUGCAGGUAACUGUUUGCCAUGUACCCCAGAGUUAUCUUAAAAGGAACUCUAAUCAAGAAAUCUCAACAGAAAAGAAGGACUUCCCCAAGCAAUUACAAGGAAAGGUUUUUUGUUUUAGACACACAAGACUUGACCUAUUCUGAACGGCGUCCCGGGAAAAAACCUGUUCAGAAAGGCAGUAUUGAGCUGGCCAGGAUUAAGUGUGUUGAGAUUGUAUGCAGUGACAUUCCCAUCCCCUGCAGCAACAAGUACCCCUUCCAGGUUUUUCAUGACAGCUAUUACCUGUACAUUUUUGCCCCGGAUAAUGACUGUCGGCAGCGGUGGGUCCGGGCGCUUAAGGAGGAGACAAAGUGUAAUAGGUUAGCAGUGAAAUACCACCCUAACUUCUGGAUGGAUGGGAGAUGGAGAUGUUGUCACCAAACGGAGAAGCUGGCGGCCGGCUGUCAUGAGUAUGACCCCAUGGGAUUUGCUUCCAAAAAACCUCUCCCUAAAACUCCAGACCCUGAGCGCCGUUUAUCAAACCCAGACUUAGGCAAGGUGGUGGUGGUGGCUAUCCAGAACUAUAUCCCCCACGAUGCAUCUGACCUCACCCUGAAGAAGGACCAGGAGUAUGUCCUUACUGAUAGCUCUCACCCAGAGUGGUGGGCCGUGCAGGAUGACAGGGGAAACACUGGGUUUGUACCCAACAUAUACAUUGCCGAGAAAUCGGGGAGCAACUUCAACAGAUUUGUAUGGUACAACAAAAACAUCACAAGGGCACGAGCUGAAGAACUUCUGAUGCAAGAGGGCAAAGAAGGGGCAUUUAUGGUGCGGGAUUCCAGGCAGCUCGGCGUCUACACUGUGUCCGUCUACACCAAAGCACCAGGGUCAAAUGGGGAGAAGAAUCCGAGAGUGAAGCAUUACCAGAUAAAGGAUACAGAGAUAGAGCCGUUUAGGUUUUACCUGGCGGAGAAAUACCUUUUCAGCACUAUUCCUGAGCUAAUCCAAUACCACCAGCACAACGCUGCAGGUCUGAUCACGCGCUUGCGACACCCUGUGACGCUUGGCAAAGACAGCUCUCAGAACUCCUUUGAUGUCUCACAAGCAGGCGAGUGGGAGGUGGAGCCUGCGGAGCUGGUGCUGGGGGAGGAGCUGGGGAGCGGGGAAUUUGGAAUGGUGCUGCAGGGGACAUGGAGGGACAGGAAGGUGGCCGUGAAGAUGCUGAGAGAGGGAGCCAUGUCGGAGGAGGACUUCAAGGAGGAGGCCAUGGUGGUGACGAAGCUGUCCCACCCGAAGCUCGUCCAGCUGUAUGGUGUUUGUACCCAGCACUCUCCAAUAUGUCUGGUGUUUGAGUUCAUGGAGCACGGCUGCCUGUCGGACUACCUCCGAGCCACCAGGGGGCAUCUGUCUCCGGACACGCUCCUGGGGAUGUGCCUGGAUAUCAGCGAGGGCAUGGCCUACCUGGAGAGCUCCAACUUCAUCCACAGAGACCUGGCUGCCAGAAACUGUCUGGUCUCUAAGGACAAUGAAGUCAAGGUGUCUGACUUUGGCAUGGCCAGGUUUGUUUUGGAUGACCAGUAUACUAGCUCUCAGGGCUCCAAGUUUCCUGUGAAGUGGUCGUCUCCUGAGGUCAUCAAAUACAGCAAGUUCAGCAGCAAGUCGGACGUCUGGUCUUUUGGUGUGUUGAUGUGGGAGGUGUACAGCGAGGGUCGCCUGCCCUAUGAGAGCCGCUCCAACGCGGAGGUGGUGGAGUCCCUGAACGCAGGCCUCCGGCUGCUCAAGCCUCGUCAGACCCCCAGUGCUGUGCACCAGCUCAUGGAGUGGUGCUGGAAGGAGAAACCAGAAGACCGGCCGUCCUUUGCUGUCCUGCUGCAUGAGCUGGCCUCCCUCUCAGACCUCUGACCCCAGCCUGGCCAGCCUGUUCACACACACCUGUAGAAUAGAGAGUCUGUAUGUACAAAGACAUAGGAGUAAUUUAUACUAUUUAUUCGUUUGCCUGGAUUCCUAAUAACUGUGCUAGUAACUUUGGCGUCAACCUGUGCGAUAAGUGUGAACUCAGUGCGUGUGGUCAGCGAGAAAAUAAAAGUGUAUCCAUAUUGCA